GUUACCCGCAGUCAGCACAGCGUGGGCGGCGGAGCAUUCUGGAUACGCUGCAGUUUUGCGUCUCAAACAGCCUGCUUUUUCUUUUCUGUUCAAGUUGACCAGCCAUGUCAGAUAACCAAGAUACCGAGGCGUUAUCGGGAGAGUGCGGGGACACACAGGAAUCUCAGGAUCCGAACUCAAAUCCUGUAAGGACAGAAGAGGCCAAACUAAAAGCGAAGUAUCCCAACCUGGGCCAAAAACCCGGAGGAUCCGACUUUUUGAUGAAAAGACUUCAAAAAGGACAAAAGUAUUUCGAUUCAGGUGAUUACAACAUGGCCAAAGCAAAGAUGAAGAACAAGCAGUUACCAGCAGCGACCGGCCCAGAGAAGAGCAUCGUCACGGGGGAUCACAUUCCGACUCCGCAGGACCUGCCGCAGAGAAAGUCCUCCUUAGUCACGAGCAAACUGGUCGGCUAAAGUGCUACCUCAGAUCCUGAGUGACUUCAUCCCAAAUCUUCUCAACUCCAGAGCUCCACCAAGGUUGUGCACUAUUUGCUAUAUAUUUUCAGUUGUAAAUCUUAGGUUGUAGGUUACUUAUCAACACCAUAUCAGCACCGCUGGCGUAAUCCGCCACAGCCAUCGCAACACAAGGCUAGGGAGUAAUCAUGUUAGUAACGGGACACUGGACUAAUGCACUUUAUGAUCUAUACACCUACACCUGCUCCAAAAGUUCCAUUAGACAUGUUGUGGAGGCCACCGAAGCAGAGGUUUGAUUCUGAAUCAGUUAUACCAAAAACAUUUAGAAGU
Trichomycterus rosablanca is the source of this 785-nucleotide messenger RNA. RefSeq names its product endosulfine alpha b (gene ensab). NCBI's taxonomy places the organism in Eukaryota, Metazoa, Chordata, Actinopteri, Siluriformes, Trichomycteridae. The transcript has 3 exons. The record is from RefSeq and is a predicted model, not a curated record. Gene Ontology annotation, molecular function: protein phosphatase inhibitor activity. Bases 105 to 455 code for a protein of 116 amino acids. Gene Ontology annotation, cellular component: cytoplasm.